AUGUCAAAGGAGGCUCCUCCUAUUAUGCGCAAACUUCUAAUUGGACAGCUAGCCAACCUAAAUUAUGGUAGCACUAGUUUGGAGGACGGAGGACUUAUUCACAGCGUUCCAUUUCCACCCAAUCGUCAACUUCUCUUUUCUCUAGUCUGGCUCCAAGGUCAUGUUUUGGGAACUUACUCCUCUUCAUCUAACUCUUAUUUUUUAUUGGAUGAUGGGACGGGCUCAAUAAUAGUCAAAAUUCAACCCGACACAGAACUUCCAUCACUUGGCACUUAUGUUUCGGCCGUUGGUGAAAUUUCUCGAGAUGGAGCGUUUAUUCAAAGCCCUUUUGAUGACUUCUCCUCCUCUUUGAAAACUUUCCAAUUUGCGGCCCGUUCAGUUAUGUGCUUGUCACUGGCUGAUAACCAUUUCCCUGGUGAUGAAGACUCUUUCCCAAAAAGUUCACCCCCUUCUGUUUACGCUGAGCUCUCCUGGCCAUUGGAAGUUUUAGAUAUGAGCCGGAAUUUCUCAGCUCCUUUUUAG
Messenger RNA from Rodentolepis nana, 522 nucleotides. Lineage: Eukaryota; Metazoa; Platyhelminthes; Cestoda; Cyclophyllidea; Hymenolepididae. The record is from the annotation of a GenBank genome assembly.